AUGGCUCCCGGCCACCAUCAUUCCCGCGAGAAUGGCGAGGCCCACGAGCGCACCUCCUUAUUAGGAGGCGGAAAUAUCCUCGGCCACCACGGCUCCAAGAGCCACAGUGCCACGUGGGAGUUCUUCUUCAACACGAAGCACACGCCCGGCACCGACGACCCCAAGCCCUACGUCAAAUACCCGGCCCACGUAUGGCAUAUCGCGAAGGCUACGCUGCUGAGCAGCCCCGUCAAUAUCCUUCUUUUCGCUGUACCGUUUGGAAUCAUCGCUGGGAACACAGGCUGGGAUCCCGUUGCUGUAUUCGUCAUUAACUUCUUCGCCAUCAUUCCGCUCGCUGCUGUGCUAUCGUUCGCUACCGAGGAGAUAUCUGUGAAUCUUGGGGAGGCGCUGGGUGGUUUGCUCAAUGCCACCUUUGGCAACGCGGUCGAGCUGAUUGUCAGCGUCCUUGCUCUCAGAGACGGCCAGUUCGAGGUUGUCAAAUCGUCCAUGAUUGGCUCCAUCCUGUCGAACCUGUUGCUGGUGAUGGGCAUGUGCUUCUUCAUUGGCGGCAUUGUCAACAUGCGGGACGAGAAUGGCGAGGGAACGGAGCAAUCCUUUGCGACCAUAACGGCUCAGACCACUGCUUCCUUGAUGAUGUUGUCCGCUGCAUCCAUGGUCCUUCCUGGAGCUCUAUUCAUGAUCAUUCGUACCAGCAGUAAAGGAGACGUCGCAGAGCGCGACAGAACCAUCCUAGCUCUCUCGCGCGGCACAGCCGUCAUUCUCCUAACGCUCUACGUUUUGUACCUGUGGUUCCAGCUACGAACACACCACAACUUGUUCGGCAGCGAGCCGGCUGCUGAUGUCCAAGCUGGGCCCGCGCAGAUAGAGUCUGGCGAAGGCGAGAACGGGGCAGCGGAGGCCACCCCUGCAGCCACCGGAAAUGGUGACGAGGAACCCGAGGAGGAACACAUGAGCCCGUGGUCUGCUGGUGGUGUUCUGAUUGUCACAACUGUCCUGGUCGCCAUCUGUGCCGAUUACCUGGUUGAGAGUAUCGAUUCCCUCGUGGAGCGCGCCCACAUCAGUCGCAGCUUCAUUGGUCUUAUUCUGAUCCCCAUCGUUGGAAAUGCUGCGGAGCACGUCACCGCCGUGGUGGUUGCUAUCAAGAACAAGAUGGAUCUGGCCAUGGGAGUCGCUAUUGGCUCGAGCAUUCAGAUCGCCCUGUUCGUGACGCCCUUCCUCGUCAUUCUCGGCUGGAUCAUGGACCGUGGUAUGAAUCUACACUUCGAGACUUUCGAAACUGUGGCUUUUGCCCUGUCCGUUCUGGUGGUCAUCUACACCGUCCAAGAUGGAAAAUCCAACUACCUUGAGGGUGCUAUGUUGAUGGCCUUGUACAUUAUGAUCGCCUUGGCAUUCUUCGUCACACCCAGCGAAUACUUUGACGCUAGUGAGGCUACUGGAGUGGCAGCCAAACUCGUCGAGUCUGCGCGUCGCUCUGUCGCUUGGUAA
This is a messenger RNA of Anthostomella pinea, 1485 nucleotides long. NCBI's taxonomy places the organism in Eukaryota, Fungi, Ascomycota, Sordariomycetes, Xylariales, Xylariaceae. The record is from the annotation of a GenBank genome assembly.